AUGGCCUUGAAAUGCUUGUUCCUGUUGAUCGCCCUCGCCAUCAUAGCGGCCGACAGAGCCGCAGCUCACAAUAUAAAUGUCCCCAUCGACUUGCUAAAGCCAGGUCUCGACUUGGCAGCACGGCUCGAGGCCGUCCAAGCCAGCGGUGGGCUGGUCGAGUGCUGGAACGCGCUGGUGGAGCUCAAGUCGUGCACCAACGAGAUCAUCCUCUUCUUCCUCAACGGGGAGACCAGCUUGGGGCCCGGGUGUUGCGGGGCCAUCGACGUCAUCACCCACAACUGCUGGCCUGCGAUGCUCACUUCGCUCGGCUUUACAGUCGAGGAAGGGAAUAUACUACGCAGGUACUGCGACGCAGCGGCUGGGGCAGUUCCGGUUGCCUCGCCGACUCCAUCUUUGGUCGUGGGUGUGGCUUAG
Molecule: messenger RNA, 414 nt
Organism: Rhodamnia argentea
Lineage: Eukaryota; Viridiplantae; Streptophyta; Magnoliopsida; Myrtales; Myrtaceae
Product: egg cell-secreted protein 1.3-like
Exons: 1
Coding region: 1-414 (137 amino acids)
Biological process (GO): double fertilization forming a zygote and endosperm
Source: RefSeq, a predicted model, not a curated record